AUGGUUGCCAUUGAUCGAACUAAAACUAGUUAUCCAUCAGUGCAUCUACAAGAAAUGCUUAAUCUUGCACAAAAACCAGUACCAUUAGCAGCACCAACACAAUAUACUAGUACAGUCGUCAAUGAUCCUGUUGCAUCGGCAAUGAAUGGUGAUGCAUCACAAAGAAUUUUACCAUCACAAUUUGGUCUUGCUGAUGAUCCAUCAUUACAAUUUAAAACACCAGGUGGUGGUUUUGUUCAAGUAUUUGGUCCAUUAAAAACACCAGGCAAUGAUAGAUUUUUUCAUGAUCCUAAUCCAGUUGUUAUUCAAAAAAAAUCUAAACCAAUUACUUAUAUACAAAAAAUUAACUUAGCUUACUAUAAACCACCAGCACCACCAGCUCCCGGUCCAGUCAUUAUUAAAGAGGUUCGUCCACCUCCAGAACCGGUUCCACCACCACUUUUUGUUCGUAUACAACCACCACAACCACAACAACAACCACCCAUUGUGAUUCGUGAAGCACCACCACCACUACCAAAACAUAUUCCAACAACUUUAUUAACUAAAGUAUUACCACCGAUACCUGUACCACCACCCAAUGUUCAUGUACGUAAUGCUCCUGAUCAAGCAACACUUCAAAGAACAUUAAACAAUUUGGGUUUAACAUCAUAUAACACGAAAUAA
This is a messenger RNA of Adineta steineri, 663 nucleotides long. The record is from the annotation of a GenBank genome assembly. NCBI's taxonomy places the organism in Eukaryota, Metazoa, Rotifera, Eurotatoria, Adinetida, Adinetidae.